AAAAGAAAACGAAAAAGAAAAAGAAAAAAAAAAGAUUUUUUAGAAAUUUCUGUACAGAAUAUCAGACUUGUGGUGGUGGUGGAAUAAAUAUUUCUCUGCAUCUGCUGCAUUCAUUUUUCUACUUCUUUCUAAACCAUCUCUUGUUUAAAAUCAGACUUGUCGUGGUGGUGGAAUUAAACAAGCAAUCUGAAUCAAACUAGUUCUAUCGCAUCAAAUCCUUAAGCUUGUUAAAGGAAAAAAGGUAGCUAGUGAGCUGAAAAUGGAAUGUGUCAUUGUUAGUGCUGUGGUGGGCAAGAUAGUAGAGUUACUUACUGGGGCUUUCUUGACAUCCACCAGGCGUUGAAUUGGUCAUGUGGUUCAUUACAAGAAAAAUAUGGAUGUUCUUGAUGCUGAAUUUGAGAAACUUAGCUGCAUGAAGGAUACGAUCCAAGCAAAAGUCAAUACUGCCCAAGAAAGUGCAGAAGUCAUUAAAGAGGAUGUUUCGGCUUGGCUAGAUAAAGGAAAGGAGGAAGACCGGAAAAGAUUAUUGGUAGCCAGACAAAACAUCACAUGUUUUCAUGUUUGUUCAAGGCAUCAUGUUAGCAAGGAAGGUAAAGAGUUGUUGUCUCAUCUUUCUGGGCUAAUAGAUGUUGGCGGCAAGUUUGAAACAGUUGGACACCCUGCUAUUUGGUACACAGCUACCACAAUAUUUGAGCAGUUUGAAUCCAGAGUAUCAGUUCAUAAACAGAUCAUUGACGUGUUGAAAGAUGAUAAAAUUUAUAAAAUUGGAAUACAUGGAAUGCCGGGUACCGGAAAGACGAGAAUGGUGGAAGAAAUAGCCAAACAAGCUAAAAAAGAGAACCUAUUUGAUGAGGUCGCCAAGGUAGUCUUCUCCCAAAGUCCUGAUUUGAAAAAAAUUCAAGAAGUGCUUGCAGACUGUUUACAUUUUCCAUUCGAAACAAAGACCGAAGAUGGGAGAAAGGGGGAGCUGUCAAAAAGAUUGACAAAUGGGAAAAAAAUCCUUGUAAUAAUUGAUGAUAUUUGGAGUGAUGAGCUUAAGUUGGAAGAAAUAGGAAUCCCACCUAGUGAUAAUGAUAUCGAGGGCUGCAAAGUUUUGUUGACCUCUCGGAGAGAAGAUGUGUUCAUUAAGAUGGGGGUUCUAACAAAAUUUCCAAUUGGACUUCUACAGCAACAUGAAGCAUGGAACCUGUUUAAGAAAACGGUGGGAGAUUUUAUUGAAUCUCCUCAUGAAAUUCAUUCUGUUACAAAACAAGUGUGUGGAGAAUGUGAUGGUUUACCCUUGGCAAUUCUUGUAGUUGGAGCAUCUCUAAGGGAUCAGAAAGAAAAGCCUGCUUGGGAUGAUGCACUUUCACAAUUGAACAAUUGUCAAGGAGAUAACAUUGAGGGAAUAAACGAAAAUUUGUAUUCACGCAUAGAGUGGAGUUAUAAUUAUCUAAAGCAAACAGAUGUUAAAUCUUGCCUUCUACAUUGUUCUUUGUUUCCAGAAGAUCAAGAAAUUCCGAUUGAUGUCUUGGUGAUGUAUGGAGUGGGAACGAGGUUUCUCAAGCAUAGCUCGUCUACAAUGAAAAGAGCUAGAGAUAGAACACAUGUAUUGGUUGAUACCUUGAAGAAAUCUCAUUUGCUGUUAGAAGGUGAAAGUAAGGACUUUGUCAAAAUGCACGACAUUGUUCGAGAUGUUGCCAUCUUAAUUGCAUCAAAAGUGGGAUUUCUAGCAAAAACAGGUGUCCCAAAGUGGCCGGAGAAAGAUGAGUAUGAAUCCCGCCGGGUAAUCUCAUUGAUUUCCCAAAAUAUUUAUGAGCCUCCUAGUGAGUUAGAAUGUUCAGAACUAUGCACAUUGGUAUUGGGAUGCGAUUACUAUCGCAAACCACAAGUUCCAGAUAAUUUUUUUAAAGUGAUGAAAAAGCUUGAAGUUUUAGUUUUGCAUUCGGUGCGGUUGCCAUCAUCACCUCUAAAUCUGAUCAACCUUCGGAUGUUGCGUCUCUCUGACUGUGAACAGGUGAGCCUAGCUUUUCUCAAGGAACUAAGAAAUCUUGAGAUACUAAGCAUUGUUUAUUCUAAUGUCGAAGAGGUGGCUGUGGAAGUAGGACAGUUGACUAACUUGCGGUGGUUGGAUUUAAGGGAAUGUGAAAACCUCAAGAUCAUUCCAUCAGGUGUCAUAAAAAGUCUAUCCAAAAUUGAGGAACUGUACAUUCCACAUGAUUUUGGGGAAUGGGGGGUUGAAGGGAAUGCAAGGCUUGAUGAACUUAAUUCAUUGACUGGCUUAACCACUUUACAAAUUCACAUAAGAGAUUGCAUGCUACUGCCCAAUGUGCUCUGCUUUUAGUGCUUGAACAGAUUCAAAAUAUCAGUUGGGAGGACUAAGGGUUUUGAUUAUUAUGAAGAAGACUUAGGAGCAGGGAUGUUGAAACUUGAUGAUAUUAGUUUGAGGAAGGAGUUCAAUAUUUUGAUGGAGAAAGCUGAAGUACUUCUUUUAAAAAGAGUGGAAGGUGUAAAGAAUGUGCUUCACUGUGGAGAUGGAAAAGGGUUUCUGGACUUGAAAUAUCUUCAAAUUGAGGACUGCAGUGACAUGGAAUAUCUACUUGGUAGAGAAAAAUGGAAUGUACAAACUCAGGGUUCUUUCUGCAAAUUAAGUGUUCUAAUAGUUGAAGAUUGUACCUUGAAAUUUCUGUUUUAUCCAUCCACAGCAAGAGCUCUUCUACAACUCCAAAAAUUAGAUAUAUCAAGAUGCGAAAUCAUGGAAGAAAUAAUUCUAGAUGAUGAUGGGGAAGUAAAGGAUAAAGUUAUUUUUCCUCAAUUAAAGGAAAUGAAGUUGAGGAAUUUACCAAACCUCAGAAGCAUCUGCUGCGCCAAUAGGAAGAAAACGUCAAGCACAGAGUGCAAUACUUCCGACCUUACACAAGCUUUAUUUAAUGAAAAGGUUUCAUUCCCUGCAUUGGAGGAACUAAAGAUAAGAAAAUUGGAAAGCAUUACAUGGAUAUGGGAUAACCAAUUAUUCCUAGCUUCAGAAGCAAAAGAACUAAGGGAGAUAGAGAUAGAAAGAUGUCAGAAACUGGUAAAUGUGAUACCCUCAAUUUGAUUCCAAGGUUACAGAAUCUGGAAACGGUCAAAAUUGAAAGGUGUGAGUCAGUGGUGUCAGCAGUCGAAGUGCUUACUAUUGAAAAAGGGUUUGCAACAUCAAUGGAACUACCUCGGUUAAAAUCAAUGAUUCUUAAGUCACUACCUAAGCUGAUGCUCAUGGGUUUGAACAGAAACGAACAUUCUGAUCACAGACCUAACAUUGGUGCCUAUUCAAACCUAACAUCUCUUAACAUUAGAGACUGUCAUAGUUUGAGAAAUGUAUUCUCAUCAUCUAUCGCAAGAAAUCUUAAGCAGCUACAAGAUUUGACAGUAAUAGACUGUGUGCAUAUAGAAGAGAUAAUUGCAAUUAAAACAAGAGAAGGAAAAGAUGAGGUAGUGGAUGAGGAGAUCAUUGUUUUCCCUCGAUUAAAGGAAAUGAAUCUUACAGAGUUACCAAAUCUCAAAAGCUUUUGUGGGCCCAAGAAAGAAGCAGUGGAGGAUGACAAUAUUCCCCAACUACAAUCCCUCUUCAAUUACAAGGUACGUAUUUCCUAACUCCAAUUUAACAUAUAUGCAUCAUUCACGUUUUU
Cornus florida is the source of this 3647-nucleotide messenger RNA. Its product is annotated as probable disease resistance protein At4g27220. NCBI's taxonomy places the organism in Eukaryota, Viridiplantae, Streptophyta, Magnoliopsida, Cornales, Cornaceae. Bases 374 to 2323 code for a protein of 649 amino acids. The record is from RefSeq and is a predicted model, not a curated record. Gene Ontology annotation, molecular function: ADP binding. The transcript has 3 exons.